GCGUAGGUCACGUGAUCAAAACAGUGUCAUGGCGGCGUCCACGGCGGUCCGGGCGGCUGUGAGCUUCACUCAGCGGUUCGUCCGAGUUUCUCCGGACUGCAGCGUUUGUCCGCUCUACCGACUGAACGUGUGUACGGGAGCCGCGGUCGACGGGUUUUCAGCUCCUAACAGACGCCUGCGGACCAGCAUCGGUGUGUGUCAGAGUGCAGACAGCAGCUCACCGGAGGAGGAGCAGCGAGUGGUUAAUGUGGUGUUCAUCGACCGCUCCGGACAGAGGAUUCCCGUCGAGGCGAGGGUCGGAGAUAACGCUCUUCACCUGGCGCACAAGCACGGCAUUGAACUGGAGGGCGCCUGUGAAGCGUCUCUGGCCUGCUCCACCUGUCACGUGUACGUCAGCAGCGAACACUAUGAGAAACUUCCAGAGCCUGAGGAACGGGAGGACGAUAUGCUGGACAUGGCUCCGAUGCUGCAGGAGAACUCUCGUCUGGGCUGCCAGAUCGUCCUGACGCCGGAGCUGGACGGCAUGGAGCUGACGCUGCCCAAGGUCACCAGGAACUUCUACGUGGACGGCCACGUGCCCAAACCGCACUGAGCCGUGUUCCAGAUCGCAAAGCACUGUGGGAUACGACACUAACCCAGCCUCUUCCUCUGCGCGGCUCUCAGUGAGCGGGUUAUGAGCUGAAGAGCACUGAACUCUUGAGCUGAAUUCGGUCCUCAGGUAUUUCCUCAAGAAGGACUCCGGCGUGCCGCUUCAUUAUCCUUCACAUAACCACAACAUUAGAGAGAGUGUAGUUUUGGUUUAAAGGGAUAGUUUACCCAAAAAUGAAAGUUCUGUCAUUAAUCACUCGCCCUC
Sinocyclocheilus grahami is the source of this 853-nucleotide messenger RNA. RefSeq names its product ferredoxin 2 (gene fdx2). Gene Ontology annotation, biological process: P450-containing electron transport chain. The record is from RefSeq and is a predicted model, not a curated record. Lineage: Eukaryota; Metazoa; Chordata; Actinopteri; Cypriniformes; Cyprinidae. The transcript has 5 exons. The coding region runs from base 29 to 592 and encodes 187 amino acids. Gene Ontology annotation, cellular component: mitochondrion. Gene Ontology annotation, molecular function: 2 iron, 2 sulfur cluster binding; electron transfer activity.